Molecule: messenger RNA, 1914 nt
Organism: Bursaphelenchus okinawaensis
Lineage: Eukaryota; Metazoa; Nematoda; Chromadorea; Rhabditida; Aphelenchoididae
Source: the annotation of a GenBank genome assembly
AUGAAUCGGGAUCCUGAUGGGCUUGAGCAGGUAAUAACUGGAGGGUUUUCUUGUUAUAGUAUAGUGCAAUAGUAGAGAAAAGGUUGUAAAGACAUAUAGUUUAUUUUUUGUUUAAAAUUUAAGACGAAACACAAGAAAAUUGAUAAGUUAAGUUAUGUUAUCUUUAGGUAAAUUUUUUGAUUGAACGUUUUGCCUUUGACUUUCAACCAUAUCGCAAGUUAGAUGAACGAUGGAGAUGGCAUGACAAAGAGCAUGUUGAACUUAAUGCUGUUAAUGGCUGGUUAAAUAAGUAUGAUAAAGUUGGGUAAGCCUAACUUCAGCACUUAUGUUUAAAGUUGUAAUACCCCAUUCAAUCGACGUUAACAGCACUUGUACACCUGUUUAUGACUUUAUUAUUCUAACUUUUGCUUAACUUACUACCCUAGGUUAACUGACUGUUUUAUAAAUUCCAGCUACUACGCCUGCUUCCUUCAACUAUCAAACUGUUCUAUUAGUGAACAAUGCCAAAGCUUACUAACAGAAAAAGGCCGUAUUUCCUCGAACGCCGUGAAGCAAUUGUUAUUGAUUGCUGGAGCGAAAGCGAAAAAUUGCGACAAAAAGUUGGAAAAAGUUUUAAAAUUUGCCCCACCUGGACCUAAAGUAACACCCAGUAAUUUAAAUGACCUUACUGCGGAGUUAUGUACGAAUUUGUUUGAUGAAACGUCAAGAAUUAGGAAGGAUAAGAAGAAGUUGGCAAGCUUGGAAAUUGGUGCUGUUGAGAGCUUGACUGAGCAGAGUAAGAGUAAUAUUAAAAUUUUAAAAACAGGCUAGGUUAAGCUUACUUUUGUAUAGGUUUGAUAUCUAGGCUAACUUUAAGAUGUCUGUGCUUAAAGUCUUAAGGUUUAGCCUACUAGGCCUAACCCUACUAACAAGCCUACCAAGGAAAAUCACUUAUAGCUUAAGUUCAAAGUUAUUAGGUUGUUCAACUAAUACUGUACCCCCUCUCUAAACAAAUGUUUGGGGUGAGGGGGCACCGAAUUACUUGAACAACCUAAUAGUUCAUGUAGGUACAUAGUUUUUGAGAACGAAGCAUGUAUUUUCUUUUUAAUUUCUCUGGACAUUCUGUAGUCACCACCAAACAUUAAAACCUUGUUUCAGUGUUUGUAUGCACAAUGUUUGGCUUCGUGGAAUUUGUUGAUAUCAACACAAUCGAACUGAUAUUAGCAUGGCAGCAUCCAAGAAAAGGUUGUUACACUAGCGCAAAGCCAGACCCAAUGCCUAAACACGGGAUUAUUGAGCCGUUUGAUCAGUUUGGUGAUGUUUUACACGAAAGCUCAAGGAAGCAAGGUUUGUUUUAAAGGUUUUUUUAUUGUGGGCAGGGUAGGCCAUAUUUAUUUAGAGGGUAGGGUUAAAAAAGUUGGCGCAGUUAACAAAAAUUUUAAAAAAACUUUUUUUGGGGGGGGGGGUGGGGUAUGUUUUAAAAUUUUCGAAACAGCUUUUUUCCAAACAAGUACAUUUUUAAAUUUCAAAUUUUAAGACGCCUGUAUUGACCAUCAAACAGCAGCCGCCGUAAACGCCCUAGCCAUGGUCUUAAAAACCUUGUUUGAUCCACCCCCAUGGCCUGAUCAACGUAUAAAUCUGGAUAACAUGCUACAACAGCACCUGCAUCAAAUUCCAUCUGAAGACCGAUUUCACACUUUCAAAUAUGUAAAUUGGGUCAGAGAUGCCAACCUACCGGACCAGUACCGACUGCCUCGACCACCGCCGAAUGCCUGGAGUCCUGAUUUGAUUGCGUUCGUCUGUCUUGGAUUUGCAUUGCUAGCUAUAUCAGUUUGUGCUCAUCAUAUAUUUAGUGCUAGGAAUCAUCCGGCUGGAAUUGGGCCGCCUCCCAAGAAUCUUAAACAGUAUUACGCGUAUGCUUAUAAGAAGUUGUAG